This is a messenger RNA of Westerdykella ornata, 1038 nucleotides long. RefSeq lists its product as uncharacterized. The coding region runs from base 1 to 1038 and encodes 345 amino acids. The transcript is spliced from 2 exons. The record is from RefSeq and is a predicted model, not a curated record. NCBI's taxonomy places the organism in Eukaryota, Fungi, Ascomycota, Dothideomycetes, Pleosporales, Sporormiaceae.
AUGUCCGGGUCGGCAGCAGAAUGUUUUCUGUUUCAUGAAUUUUUCCUGACACUGAGAUCGGUCUCACCGAUGAGAUCAGUUCAUCUGCUGCUACCAUUUUGCGCGACAAGCCUUGGUUUCUCCGAAAACCAAAACCCAACUCAACUCCAUAAGGGUAUUGAAUGUUCCUCAAGACGAAUCAAUCUAUUAUCGCGUGCCCUCCGUCAAUCUACGCAACACGCCUAUCUCCACGUCCGAUCAUUCCUACAACUCAAAUCCUGCAAAUACCCACCUGAGCCAUUCACUAAAAUGCCACCUACCAACUACACUCCCUCCCUCCUCACCAUCUACGCACCCUCGGCCUCCCAUCAAACCCACCAGCCAGAGCCGACACUGAGGCUUUCCCUCCCCCUAGCCCAAAACAUUCACGCUCUAAUCCUCUCAUCCCGCGAACUUGCAUCCCUAGAGAACAAAAGAUCCAGAGAGGCUUGCUCCGACAUAGAAACAGCCAUGCACAUGGGGCAACUGGAGGCAAAAAUCUCCAGCCUGAGAAAGCGCAUAGAGAGCGAAUUGGAAACCGCCUGGGUAAAUGCAGGAUUGCUCCAAUCCGUAAAUGACAUGACCGCUCUGUCUCUGAAUAGCUCGGCCCAGCAAGCGGACAAAGAGAACGCAAUGAAACCUCCCCGUCAGCAAAUAAACACCUACUCCGACUACACCAUCGACGAAGAACUCCGCCGUCAAAAAUCUCCCAAGGAUCCACAAUCUGAACCCACCUACGAGGCCAAAGGCCGUAAGAAGCGCAAACUCGAAACCAAGAAGGCAAAGAAGGGAAAGAAAGCGACUAGCUCGCAUAGGGAUAAAGAGGACGAGGAUCGCCUUUUUCCGCAGCAGAUACAGCCGAUUGGAGUUACAUUGGCUCGGAUCCCUCUUAGUUGGGCCCACAGGCAGCGGAUGAGGAUGUUUCAGUUUUGCAAGGGGAGGAAGCGGACGCGGGAUGAAGGGUUCGAUCGAGGCGGGGAGGAGUUGUGGAGUCCGAUGGGGACUAAGUAUGUGGAUUAG